AAGCAUUUUGCUUAAACAUUUCACAUUCAACAGACCUUGACUGGACAGCAAGAAAGUCACUUGGCUUGUGUACUUGAACAAGGUUUGCUGAGACAGCAGGACUAGAUCCCGUUCAUGGGUCUCACUCUGGUUUUGCUUUCGCUGGUACUGACCAGCCUGCCUCUCUACACUACUGGGAAUGUACCACACGUCAUUUCAUAUCCACAUGUUGAUGCCGACCUGGGUGGUGAUUUCACAAUGAACUGUAGGCUGAGUCUGAGCAAUACCAAGGUGUCACAGGUUCAGUGGUCGUGGAGAUCAUCAGAGAAGCCUGAAGAAAUAAUUGUUGUAUUUGACAAACGGUUUGGGACAAAAUACCUGAGUCCCAAAUUCGGUGGCAGAGUAACUUUCUUCAAUCAUUCCCAGCAUCAUGUGUCCAUCCGAGUCUCAGACGUGAUGAUGAAUGACACCGGAAAUUACACCUGUCAGUACACCACCUUCCCCAGCGGCAUCUUUCAAGCGACCACCACAGUCACCGUAACAGCUCAUCCACUCAUUCUUCUUGGGGUGAUGGUGGGCGGUGUUGUGCUCUGCCUGGGAGUCGGCGCUGUGGCAGCAUGUAUCGCUCUUCAGAAGAAGAGACGUAUCCAGAGAGACACCCCUUCUUGUCGCCAGAGUGAUGCGUAUGAAAACGUCAUGGAGGCAGACUUCAGACCUAGCGCACUGAUAGAUGUUCAGCCCGUAUCCUCUGACUCGGACCAUAUAUACACUGGCCUGCUGUUUAGUGAUACAUCCACCUACAGCAUCUUGAACAAGCCCUGAAGGAGGCAUGGGCUGAGGGGUGGCUUGUGGCUCAGGGAUAGGAUGCUGUGCCUGUGAUCAUAAAGUGGCUGUUUCAUAUCCUGGGGGUGGCAGAGUUAUUGCCCCAUUGGGCGACCUGAGUGAGGCCCUGAACCCCAACUGCUCCAGAGCCGGCCUUCACAAAAACAUGCAUUUCUUUGGAUAAAAGCAUCUGCUAAGCAUUCAAUUAGAUUUUUUUUUUAAUCCAGGAUUCCUUCCUGUCAGGGUCAGUUCCUGUUGUCCCAGUCUGUGUCCUUUUACCCAUUGUCAGUCUGUAGUGUUUCCUUUGCUCCCUGUCAGCUGCAUGGCUCAAUGAGCUGAGUAUGCAGCUACCUGUUAACCCUCUGUUAUGUGUUUGAAUCCCACCUCCUCUGUUUUUGUAUUUUGUUCCCUAGUUUUUCAUUGUAUGAGUUUUUCU
Paramormyrops kingsleyae is the source of this 1237-nucleotide messenger RNA. Its product is annotated as nectin-3-like. The record is from RefSeq and is a predicted model, not a curated record. Gene Ontology annotation, biological process: homophilic cell-cell adhesion; heterophilic cell-cell adhesion. Lineage: Eukaryota; Metazoa; Chordata; Actinopteri; Osteoglossiformes; Mormyridae. Gene Ontology annotation, cellular component: adherens junction.